Messenger RNA from Echinops telfairi (small Madagascar hedgehog), 1682 nucleotides. RefSeq names its product STARD3 N-terminal like (gene STARD3NL). The coding region runs from base 153 to 860 and encodes 235 amino acids. NCBI's taxonomy places the organism in Eukaryota, Metazoa, Chordata, Mammalia, Afrosoricida, Tenrecidae. The transcript is spliced from 9 exons. The record is from RefSeq and is a predicted model, not a curated record.
CCUCCGCCCACUUAGGGCCCCGCGGGCGCGACCGCAGACAGAGCCACUUGCCCAUGGCCAACCUGGAGCGGCUAUCCUGAAACCGCCCGUGGAGGUCUCUUCUCUCUAGGGAUGGUGAAGUCAGGCCAAGUCUCCUUUAACCCUCCUCCAGGAUGAACCCCCUCCGAGACGAAAUGGACAACGCUCUCAGUGGGAGCCAGAGCUCUCAGGCCUCGCUAAGGGAAGUCCAUUCCAUCAACCCCACUCAGCUCAUGGCCCGGAUCGAAUCCUACGAAGGAAGGGGAAAGAAGGGCAUAUCCGACGUUAGGAGGACGUUCUGUUUGUUUGUCACCUUUGACCUCUUAUUUGUAACCUUACUGUGGAUAAUAGAGUUAAAUGUGAACGGAGGCAUUGAAAACACACUAGAGAAGGAAGUCGUGCACUAUGACUACCACUCUUCCUAUUUUGAUAUAUUUCUUUUGGCAGUUUUUCGAUUUAAAGUGUUAAUUCUUGCCUAUGCUGUGUGUAGACUGCGCCAUUGGUGGGCAAUCGCGUUGACGACGGCAGUGACCAGUGCCUUUUUAUUAGCAAAAGUCAUCCUCUCCAAGCUUUUCUCACAGGGGGCGUUUGGCUAUGUGCUGCCCAUCAUUUCAUUCAUCCUCGCCUGGAUCGAGACCUGGUUCCUGGAUUUCAAAGUGUUACCUCAAGAAGCGGAAGAAGAAAACAGACUCCUGAUAGUUCAAGAUGCCUCAGAGAGGGCAGCACUUAUACCUGGUGGUCUUUCUGACGGUCAGUUUUAUUCCCCUCCCGAGUCGGAAGCAGGAUCUGAUGAAGAAGCUGAAGAGAAACAGGACAGUGAGAAGCCCCUCCUCGAUCUCUGAGACACCUUUUGUUAAAUGUGAAAAACCCCUCCUGAAAGUCGUCAGAGCUGGGGACGGGGAUCUCCCUCAGGACAGUUGAAGGGGUGCCAUCCCCUGCUGACUUGGUCGGACGACUCCUGAAGAAUUUAUUUAUUGUAAUACCUCACAGACAUUGUACUCUAUCCGCAUACGUUUAGUAAGCUGCCUGGGGCUCAUAUGAUCGUUUGAUGAUCCCUUGUGUGUUCAGUGAGAAUGAGUCUGAUCUGUUCAUGGAAUCCUUGCAGAAAAGUCGUGUGCUAUGUUCCCAAUCAAAACAUUUCUUAAUAUAUUAACAUAACAUGUUUUUAGGAACCGAAGUACCUUUAUCUUUCGAUUCACAGAAUGGAAUCUUUGUUUUAUGUCUCAGCCUUAUUUUAUAUUUCUUUUUUUCACACCCUAUCUUUCUUUCCCUUGUGUUUUUUAACUCACGCACAUGCACUCUUUGUACAGUUUUAAAGCAUUAAUAAAAUCUGCCCUAUGAAAAUGCUUACUUUUUUCUUGUUUUACAUCAUAUAAUUGACCUAAAGUGUUACGGUUGUAGAUAUUUAAAAGGGGAACAAGCGGGACUGUGAAUCAAUGUAAGGUGUUACUUGACAUUUUAUACUAUUUUAUCACAAAACACUGUCUUUCCCUUAUUUUGAACCCACACUCUGAAACUGCUGUUUUUCCUUUGUGUUUGGCUAAUUGUAAUUCAAAUGAACCAACUUAUAUUGUGAACUUUUUUCCAAACAUGGAAUCUUUGCAACAUGCUUCUUGGUUUUCCUCAUCUUUCCUUCUGACCGUCAAUAAAGGCUUAGCUGUGUA